UGCCAUUACCCCUUGACUUUUGUCAACAUACUACCAAAACUCGUACCGUGUAGCGAGGUUGACUAUAUAUCAGUCAAACAGGAGGAUGAAACUGCUGCUGGCGGUAGUUAAACGCCUUCAUAGACCAGCUGUGUGCUGCAGUCCCCGGCGUGCCCUCAGCUCCUGUGCCGGCAGCGGAGGCCUGUUAGCCGCAGAGGGGACAGACACGGCUCUGGUCGUCGGAUCCAGCCAGGAGCUUCUGCAUAGAAUCGGCUCACAGGUGGAGGUGAGGACGGGCUUCAUCAGCGAGGAGGAGGAGGAAGCUUUUCUGCGAGAGUUGGAGCUAGGCUUGAAGAAGAAACGCUACCAAUUUGACCACUGGGACGAUGCUAUUCACGGGUAUCGAGAGACUGAGCGUGUUAGGUGGGGUGCAGAGUGUGAGGAGGUCUUGACUCGUGUCCGAUCUAUAGCGUUUGCUGAGGGUAGCCCACUCCUCGGGCCUGUGCACGUCCUAGAUCUGGACAAGACUGGCUACAUCAAGCCUCAUAUCGACAGCGUCAAGGUAAAUGGACAACAUCUUCAGCAACUUAACUCUAAUAAUGCCAGCUGCAUUUUUUCUCUCCUUUUGUCUGAUCAUCUUCUAAUUUUUCAGUUUUGUGGCACCACUAUCGCUGGAUUGAGUCUCCUGUCGGACAGCAUCAUGCGCUUGGUAAAGGAGGAUGCCAGCAGUGAGUGGCUGGACAUGCUGCUGCCCCGACGCUCCCUCUACAUACUGAGGGACCAGGCCAGAUAUGACUUCACUCAUGAAAUCCUAAAAGAUGAGGAGUCUGUGUUCAAUGGACAGAAAGUGCCUCGUCAGCGCCGAAUUGCCGUCAUCUGUCGGAACCUUCCGGGCUAACAUCUACUCAGCUUGGAUGUUAACAGAGCAUAACCUGAGCUCUGAGGAUUGUGUCAAUGACCUGCAUGUCUUUUAGUUAAUAUACAAUUGUUGUAUGAUGAAGUGUCCAGGACAUUUAAUGUAUUUGGCACUCUACACUGGGCUAUGGACGAGUGUUGACUGGGGUUAUCAACUGAACGUUCCCUUGACUAUCAGACUUCAUUCACUGCAGCUUUUUUAAAGUCAAGCAAUGGCUAAUUUAAGUAAAGAACAUGUCUCUACACAUCCUCCCACAACAACUGCACUAUCUUUGCUGUAGUUUUUAAAUAAUUUAAAUUACCUCCCACUGCUGGAGGACAGCGACAUGCCGAAAGUUAAGAAUCUCAGCUAUGUAUAAAAUAUUUGCUUAUACAAAUUUUAGUUCCACAUUAAAAGGCAGGAGAGGUCCUUUGAUUCUUUGAUCGAUACUGUAUAUAUCUCACUUUGGUGUGUUUCACAGGGCAAUCUUGGUGAAAUAUUUUGCAGAACACUUUACCAAAUAAAAUCAAAGGGAACUUGGAUGUGCAAAUGAAGCUUCUUGGAACAAUAAAUACAUUUAUCACAGCCAUUAGAUUAGUUUACUAUAGUGUAUUUUUAGUUUAGUUUAUUAUCAGUUUAUAUUAAUAACCUUUCUGUACUAAGCAACUUGUGUGACAUACUGGCCACUUUAUCAGAUACACCUAGUUAGUACCGAGUUUGUUCCCUGGGUUUUGCUUUCAGAACUUUCUUAAUUUUUCAUGGCAUGGAUUCAACAAAGUGCUGGAAAAAUUCCUCAGAGACUUAGGUCCAAAUUGACAUGAUAGCAUCACACAGUUGCUGCAGAUUUGUCAGCUGUACAUCCAUGAUGCAAAUCUGCUGUUCCACCACACCCCAAAGGUACUCUUUUGGAUUGAGAUCUAGUCACUAUGGACCAGUCUGGCUAUUCUCCUCUGACAUUUGCCAUCAACGAGGCAUUUUUUCACAGAGAACUGCCACUCACUGGUCUUUUCCAGACGAUUCUCUGCAAACCCAAGAGAUCUUUGUGCAUGACAAUCCCGGUAGAUCAGCAGUUUCUGAAAUAUUCAAACCAGCCCGUCCGGCACCGACAAUAAAGCCAUGUUCAAAGUCA
This is a messenger RNA of Scomber scombrus (Atlantic mackerel), 2003 nucleotides long. RefSeq names its product alkB homolog 7 (gene alkbh7). The transcript has 3 exons. The record is from RefSeq and is a predicted model, not a curated record. Gene Ontology annotation, biological process: fatty acid metabolic process; DNA damage response. Lineage: Eukaryota; Metazoa; Chordata; Actinopteri; Scombriformes; Scombridae. The coding region runs from base 86 to 877 and encodes 263 amino acids. Gene Ontology annotation, cellular component: mitochondrial matrix.